GCAUUCACUCGCAUUGGUCUGAUAACGCAGGGUGGGCAGCAUAUUGGAGCAUAUUGGAGGGAAGAUGAGCCAAUUGGAGAUGAUCGGAACGUCGAAACUGGGGCUCGCCGUUGGUCAGUUUGGGCAACCUGCAUAUCUGCCCAGCACUCACACGUUGGGCUCCGCUCAACCUUAGUUUUGGCGCGCCAUUAUUCGCCCAACCCAUCCUUCAAUGUCAUCUCUCACCGAGCUUUUGGGCAGACGGUGGGCACGAGACCAGACCACCAAGGAGCCGCAGCAGGCAGGACUGCUUCAUGCCGGAGAGUGCUCUUACAGAAACCAGGAUCAAGAUGACGAGACUGAACACAAGAUCGAGAGCGCAAAGAGGAAAACGAUGAUAACAGAGAAGGUCGAACACGAGUCUCCAGCUCCACCAGACGGUCGGAAUUCCAUCCCAUCCCUACUUCAAACGGCCUCUGCCCGAGAGCACCCUUUUCUUCAACAACCUCCUACGUUAGCGACAGCCUCAAGUACUAGCCUGGUCAAAUACGCACGUCAUUGGUUGUUCGCUUCGCCUUGCCCCUGGUAUGAAUCAAGCUCAUCUGAUAAUCUGGACGCGGCCAUCUUCCGCCGAUGGCCUCUUGGCAUUGGGCUCCGCCUCCAGUAUUUCCUCGGCACAUUCUCCAGAACGGAGCCUACUAGAUGAAUGCUAGUUAACACGAAGCUGACCUAGCCGGAAGAAUAUCGCGAGCUUUGCGCUGUUAGUAAAAGUCGUGUUCAAGGGAAUGCUCGCACAUAGCGCCACAUGCGAGAC
Messenger RNA from Colletotrichum phormii, 793 nucleotides. RefSeq lists its product as uncharacterized. The transcript has a single exon. The record is from RefSeq and is a predicted model, not a curated record. Bases 212 to 685 code for a protein of 157 amino acids. NCBI's taxonomy places the organism in Eukaryota, Fungi, Ascomycota, Sordariomycetes, Glomerellales, Glomerellaceae.